AAAACACAAUUUAAUACACAUUAAUCUCAUAUUUAUAUAUUUUGGAAGAGAAAGAAGUCAUUUAUUACCAAUCAUCACUGAGAGACCUACAUUUUUAUUUUUUAAUAUACCAACACAAGCAUGCAACUACGAUCAACAUGUCUUCACUGCUUCUUAAUAUAUCUCAUAUCUUCUGUAAAUUAAGCUUUAUAUCUCUGUUCUUGAUUUGAACUCGCAAGCUCGAUGUUGUAUAGAAGGACCCACAGAAUAAAUAAAUUGGAACAGAACAUGUAAUGGUAGUUUUUUAAUGGCAGCUGAGCUUAGAUAUCUUCUUCUGUCAUUCUGUAUCUCUAUGAGUUAGAUCCAUGGCCGAAGCUUGCUAGCUUGGAAAUGGGUCUGUCACAUUUUAUCUUCAGAACAAAACCCAGUUAUCAAAAGAUUAGCAUUUGUGUUUUCUGGCGAUAUCUGCCAUGAAAAGGCUUCUGGAGAAAAGGGAGAUUCACUAAGAGUUUGGAGGGAACAGAUUCAAACGAUUACCAGAACAAACUCAAAUCUGAGGGAGAAAGGUGAGGAAAAGAAAGUUAGAACCUGGCUUUUCAUUUGUAAUUGUUGGCUCAAAUUUUAAAUUCCAGUACCUUUCACCUUUUAGAGAUUACUUUAGGCUGCAAAGAGAUGAAAGGAAGCCAAUGAGAGAAAUCAUUUUCAAAUUGCAAGCUAAAUUGUAGCUUCUUCCCAGUUUGAAUUUUUCUCCAAGUCAUCAAGCUUUUACAGUUUGGGCAUUUUCAUCAGCUUCAUACCCUUAAAAUUCCCAGUUUUCUGUUGAAUUAGUAUUAGCAAGUUUCAUUGACAUCUCUUAGAAACUUGAAGUGCAUUGUAGUUUCUGAGCAUUUUGCAGAUCUUUGUUCAAACAGACACAGGUCCAAACACUUUUAAAUGGACAAUUACUCGAUUCCCAAUAAGAGUUAUGAUCUGCGUUAUCUUCCAUCUCCCUCCACGGAUCAGAAUGACCAAUCUACAACAGGGACACCUGUGUACUCUACCAUGAGUGAUGAUACUUUCACCUUCUGCCGGACCAACUCUGAAAUCUCAACCCUAUCAGACCGCUAUGAUGAGAACAACUUAUCUGAAACAAGCUCGCCUUCGCGCUGGCCAAGUUCAAAAUCUCUGAGCCGUAAUCUGGCUGUCCUCUCCAGAUCAUCAAUGAACAAACACUCUGGAGUGGAAGAUGAUGAUGAUGAUGAUGAUGAUCAAGAAGUUACAGAUGCAGAUAUGGAACUGAUGAAGGAAAAAUUUUCGAAGCUUUUGCUGGGGGAGGACAUGUCUGGAAGUGGGAAGGGUGUCUGCACAGCAGUUGCAGUCUCAAAUGCCAUGACAAACCUCUAUGCUACUGUUUUUGGUCAGAACCUGAGAUUAGAACCACUGCCUCCUGAGAAGAAGUCCAUGUGGAGAAGAGAGAUGAACUGUCUUUUAUCCAUAUGUGAUUUCAUAGUUGAAUUCGUACCUUCCACUGAAAUCUAUCCAAAUGGGGAGGCUGAGGAGUUGACGAUUAGCAGACCCAGAACUGAUAUUUGUAUGAACCUCCCAGCUCUGCAAAAACUGGACACAAUGCUCAUGGAAAUCUUGGAUAGUUUCGAAGAUCAGGAGUUCAAGUAUGUAGAGCAGGGAAAGCUCUCUGCAAAUGAAAUUAAUUCUGCAUCAUUCAGGCGGAUUAUUCAUCGGCAAGAGGACAAAUGGUGGUUGCCAGUACCAUGUAUACCUUCACGAGGCCUCUCUGAUGAAUCCAGGAAGCAAUUGCAACACAAACGUGACAGCACAUUUCAAAUUCACAAGGCAGCCAAGGCUAUCAACAAUACCAUUCUUGCUGACAUGCAAGUCCCAGACACAUACUUGGAAACCCUUCCAAAGAGUGGAAGGACCAGUGUUGGAGAUGAAAUUUACAGAUACAUGAACACCACAGAUAAAUUCUCCCCCGACUAUCUUCUUGAUUGCCUGAAUAUCUCUUCAGAACAUGAAGCUCUUGAGAUUGCAGACCGGGUGGAAGCUUCAACGUACACAUGGAGACGCAAAGUAUGCAUGAGCUACUCAAAACCCUACUUAGAAAUGUUCAAAGAUAUAAAGGCUGAUGGGGAUAAGAACUACACACUUGCUACUAGAGCAGAGAGUCUGUUGUUAUGCUUAAAGCAGAGGUUCCCAGUACUAUCACAGACAACCUUGGACACAAGUAAACUCCAAUACAAUAGGGAUGUUGGGCAAGCAAUCUUAGAGAGCUAUUCAAGAGUAUUGGAAGGUCUAGCAUUCAAUAUAGUAACUUGGAUAGAGGACGUGCUAUCUGCAGACAGGUUAAUGAAAAACCAAGAUCAGAGGAAACAAUGAAGGAGUU
Messenger RNA from Macadamia integrifolia, 2359 nucleotides. Its product is annotated as rop guanine nucleotide exchange factor 3-like. NCBI's taxonomy places the organism in Eukaryota, Viridiplantae, Streptophyta, Magnoliopsida, Proteales, Proteaceae. The transcript is spliced from 7 exons. The record is from RefSeq and is a predicted model, not a curated record. Gene Ontology annotation, molecular function: guanyl-nucleotide exchange factor activity. Bases 913 to 2352 code for a protein of 479 amino acids.